This is a messenger RNA of Hibiscus syriacus, 2317 nucleotides long. RefSeq names its product U-box domain-containing protein 52-like. Gene Ontology annotation, molecular function: protein kinase activity; ATP binding. Gene Ontology annotation, biological process: protein phosphorylation. The coding region runs from base 17 to 2221 and encodes 734 amino acids. The record is from RefSeq and is a predicted model, not a curated record. The transcript is spliced from 9 exons. NCBI's taxonomy places the organism in Eukaryota, Viridiplantae, Streptophyta, Magnoliopsida, Malvales, Malvaceae.
GAAAAGGGGAUAGAAAAUGUGGCACACAAAAGGAGGUGGUGGUGCAGGCAAGAAAGGAGGGGGCAAUGGGUUGGUUGCUGUGGCCAUCGACAAGGAUAAAGGGAGCCAACAUGCUCUAAAAUGGGCCACCGAACACCUUAUUUCAAGAGGCCAAACUGUUGUUCUUAUUCAUGUUACUAAACCCAUCAAUAAUGUUGUUAGUAGUGGAACAAGCACAGAUGGUCAUAAAAAAUUUAUGAUGGACAAGCUAUCCAAGGAAUUGUUCCUCAGUUUCCAUUGCUUCUGUACUCGGAAAGAUAUACAAUGUCUUGAUGUGAUACUUCAAGAUUCGGAUGUUGUAAAAGCUUUGACAGAAUAUGUAUCUCAGGCUGCAAUUGAGAAGUUAGUUAUGGGUGCCCCUUCAAAAGGUGCUUUUAUGAGAAAAUUCAGGGGGGAUACUCCCACCUGUGUAACCAAAGCAGCACCAGAUUUCUGCACUGUCUAUGUGAUUAACAAAGGAAAGAUCUCUUCGAUACGAAACGCCUCUCGUUCGGCUCCAUCUUCUUCUCCCCUUCUGGAUCAGAUUAAAAUACAAAGUUUUCCCGAGAAUCCUCCAAAACCAGGUUCACCUUUCUCUCUUUUUUCUCCAGCAGCUCAAGUGACCAACCCUCCUACUUCAUUUGACGGUUCUUCCAAGUCGUCAUUGCCAGGUACAAGGGCGAGCCUGAUGAAAGCGUUUGGGGAUUUCCCCGAAUCUGAUACGGAUAUCUCAUUCGUCAGCUCAGACAGACCCAGCACUGAUCGUAACUCCUCCUUGCUGUUCGAUUCAUUCCUCGAUUCAAGCCGACAUUCGCGGUUGUCCUCCAGCACUGAUUACAGCAUAGGAUCCAUGCCUUUAGGGAUCAGGUGGUCUGAUCCACAAAUGUCACAGGAGAGUUCCAGAACCUCUUGUUCAUCUCAAAAUCUGGAUGAGGUUGAAGCUGAAAUGAAGAGAUUGAGACAAGAACUUAAGCAAACAAUGGAUUUGUACAGUAACGCAUGUAGAGAAGCCUUGACAGCAAAACAACAGGCAAUGGACCUGAACCGAUACAAGAACAAAGAAGAAGAAAGAUUGGAAGAGGCAAGACAAGCUGAAGAAGCAGCAAUGUCGGCUGUAGAAGCAGAGAGGGCAAAGUGCAAGGCCGCUGUUGAAGCAGCUGAAGCGGCAGAGAGACUUGCAGUAUCACAAAAACCAUCCAAUUUAGAAGGGGAGGCUCUAAGAGAAGCAAUGGAAUUGAAGAAAAUGCUCAAGGCUUUAUCCAAUAGAAAAAUCCAAUAUCGAAGAUAUACGAUAGAGGAAAUCGAACAAGCGACCGAGAACUUUGCUCCAUCUCUAAGGAUCGGAGAAGGGGGUUAUGGACCUGUUUAUAAGUGUUAUCUUGACCAUACACAGGUUGCAGUCAAAAUUUUACGACCAGAUGCAGCUCAAGGGAGAUUACAAUUUUUGCAAGAGCUUGAAGUACUGAGCUGCAUACGCCAUCCGAACAUGGUGCUUCUUCUAGGUGCCUGUCCUGAGUAUGGCAUUCUAGUCUACGAAUACAUGAGCAACGGAAGCUUAGAAGAUUGCAUAUUUCGGAAAGGUAACACCCCAGUGCUGUCUUGGCAAAUCCGAUUCCGAAUAGCUGCAGAUAUAGCCACAGGUCUGCUUUUUCUCCAUCAGACAAAGCCUGAGCCAAUCGUGCAUCGUGACCUCAAGCCUGCUAACAUUUUGCUUGAUCACAACUACGUUAGCAAGAUCGGUGAUGUCGGAUUAGCAAGGCUCGUACCUGCUGUUGCUGAGAACAUGACACAAGUGCAUAUAACUUCAGCAGCAGGUACGUUUUGCUACAUCGACCCGGAAUAUCAGCAAACAGGAGUACUUGGUGUGAAAUCAGACAUAUACUCAUUAGGGAUAUUGCUUCUUCAACUUAUAACGGCGAGGCAACCGAUGGGACUGACUCACUAUGUAGAGCAAGCAAUCGAGCGAGGCACAUUUUUUACGGAGAUGGCUGACCCUGCAGUGACGGAUUGGCCAGAAGAAACCUUGGCAUUGGCAAAGAUGGCUCUUCAAUGUGCCGAACUUAGGCGUAAAGACAGACCAGAUCUUGGGAAAGAAAUCUUACCAUUGCUUUCUGAACUCAGAGAUAUGGCUGAGGAGAGAAUGGCCCAUUUCUUCUUUGCAGGCAGUCCUGUAUCCUCCCCGAGAUAUUGUCUGAGUGAAUGAUGUUGGCCAUCCAAGGGGCCAAGAUUAAAGAAGAAAAUGAUAGGAUAAAAUUUCAGUCAGAACAUAACAAAGACUAGCUCAAGGAUAUGUGGAAAC